Molecule: messenger RNA, 3044 nt
Organism: Nezara viridula (southern green stink bug)
Lineage: Eukaryota; Metazoa; Arthropoda; Insecta; Hemiptera; Pentatomidae
Source: the annotation of a GenBank genome assembly
AGAGCCUCUUGCUAGGUCGCGUGUUGUUGAAGUAUUGUGUGGGACAUCAAAUUUAUUUUAUUUUGAUUAAAAAUUUAGUAAAAUGAGUAGAUUUUUCGCUACUGGAUCGGACUCUGAGUCUGAAACCUCUUCUGAAGAGGAGCAGAUUGUGAAACAAACUGCCACUUUUACGUUCAGUGAUGAUGAAGAAGAUACAAAAAGGGUGGUUCGCUCAGCAAAAGAAAAGCGCUAUGAAGAACUUACCAAUCUUAUCAAGCAGAUUCGAAAUUUCAAAAAGAUCAAAGACAUGAGCAGUAUGUUAAAUAGUUUUGAAGAUUUAAUGAGAGCUUAUCAAAAAGCCCAACCAGUUAUCAAUAAGGAAGAGAAUGGUCAAACUCCGAAGUUUUAUCUGCGUUGUCUUGUUGAGGUGGAAGAUUUCAUCAAUGAAAUGUGGGAAGAUAGAGAGGGAAGGAAAAAUAUGUCAAAAAAUAAUUCCAAAUCACUCGCUUCACUACGACAGAAAUUGCGAAAGUACAACAAAGAUUUUGAGGAAGAUAUUUCUAAAUUCAGAGAAAAUCCAGAUGCUGGAGAUGAAGAGGAAGAACAACCUAAAGAAGUAGAAGAUGAUUCCGAAGAUGAAGAGGCCGGGCCACCGUCGUACGAUAGACGUGUAAUUUCUGGAGGCAGUGGUCCAGAGUCUAAGCCAACUAAGGUCAUACCUGAUGAUGAAGGUAGUGAUGAUGAUUCCAUCGACUGGGGCAGUGGUUCAGAGUCUAGUUCGGAAUCGAGUGAUGAUGAAGGACAGUACCAAUCGAUCAGAGAAAGAUUUUUGAAAAAAACAACAGAUCGAGAAGAAGAAGAAAAAAAAGAAAAGAAGAAGGAAAGAAAAGAAAAAGAGAGGAAAAAGAAGAAGGAUGAAGAGGAAGAUGGUGAAGGAGAGUGGGAGACUGUGAAGGGAGGAGUCGCAAUUCCAUCCGAAAAACCAAAGAUGUUUGCUAAAGAUGCUGAAAUUGACAUGAAUCUGGUUCUUAAGAAAUUGAGUGAAAUAGUUGCUGCUCGUGGUAAAAAACGAACGGAUCGUCGGGAACAGAUUGAACUUUUACACGAACUCGCCAGUGUUGCCGAUGCCCAUCAUCUUGGACCAGCCAUCAGUACUAAAAUACGACUUGCUAUAAUUUCUUCCAUUUUCGACUACAAUCCCAAAGUGUCCGAUGCCAUGAAACCAGAAUAUUGGUCCAAGCUCUUGGACAGGAUAUCGGAAGCUUUGGAUUUGUUACUCGCUACGGGCGAUAUAGUCAUUGGCGAAAACAUAACGGAAGAAACUGAAGUUUUCGACAAAGCACCGUAUCGUGUCCGUGGGUGUGCCCUCACUAUUGUCGAGAGAUUAGAUGAAGAGUUCACCAAGCUCUUGAAAGAAUGUGAUCCGCACUCAAACGAAUAUGUUCAAAGACUGACUGAUGAGAAACGUGUUUGUGCCAUUGUUGAUAAGGUUCAACAGUUUUUGGAAAAACAAGGCAAUCCAUCAGACCUUUGUAGGAUCUAUCUUAGGAAAGUUGAGCAUCUUUAUUACAAAUUUGAUCCUUUGGUUAUCAAACAGAAAAAGGGUGAACUCGAUGCCAAUCUAACGACAAGUAUACAGAUUAUGGAUAAAUUGUGUAAGUAUAUUUACGAUAAGGACGUUACCGACAGGCUGAGGACGAGAGCCAUCUUGGCUCACGUCUACCACCAUGCCCUCCACGACCACUGGUUCCAGGCGAGGGACCUCAUUCUCAUGUCUCAUUUGCAAGAGUCGAUUCAGCACUCGGAUCCUUCCACGCAGAUCUUGUAUAAUCGCACUAUGGCACACUUAGGGCUGUGCGCAUUCCGUCACGCUAACAUCAAAGAUGCUCACAACUGCUUGGUCGAUUUGAUGAUGACCGGAAAGACUAAAGAACUGCUCGCUCAAGGUUUGAUGCCUCAGCGCCAGCACGAAAGGAGCAAAGAGCAAGAAAAGGUGGAAAAACAAAGGCAGAUGCCAUUCCAUAUGCAUAUCAAUUUAGAAUUGAUUGAAUGUGUAUACCUCGUUUCUGCCAUGUUGAUCGAGAUACCGUAUAUGGCGGCUCAUGAAUUUGAUGCUCGGAGAAGAAUGAUCUCAAAAACAUUCUACCAGCAGCUGAGAUCUAGCGAGAGGCAGAGCUUGGUCGGACCACCGGAAUCCAUGAGAGAGCAUGUCGUCGCUGCAAGUAAGGCCAUGAGGAACGGAAAUUGGAAAGCCUGUGCUGAUUACAUUAUCAAUGAUAAGAUGUCGGCUAAGGUGUGGGAUCUUUUCUUCGAAGCUGAUAAGGUGAGAUCGAUGCUUAUCAGGCUCAUAAAGGAAGAGUCUUUGAGGACUUACCUCUUUACUUAUUCUCACGUCUACGCUUCCAUCUCCAUGGUGACACUAGGCAAAAUGUUUGAGCUGGAGAAACCAGUUGUUCACUCCAUUAUCAGUAAAAUGAUAAUUAAUGAGGAACUAAUGGCCUCAUUGGAUGAUCCAUCGCAGACUGUAGUGAUGCACAGGAGCGAACCUUCACGACUCCAGUCUUUAGCCCUCCAAUUAGCUGAUAAAGUUAAUAAUUUGGUUGAUUCAAACGAGAGGAUAUUUGAGAUGAAGCAAGGUAGCUUUUUCCUUCGUGGAGGAAACCAAGGCACAUUCAGGCAGAACUACAGUCGACCUGGUCAGGAUUGGGGAAGAAACAGGAGAGAAAGGGAACAGCAGAGGGCGUACUAGAAACGAAAAUUUUCUUAGAUUAAUUUGGCAUAUCCUCAAAAUAUAUUUAAAAGAAAAAAAACAGUUAAAGAACAUUUUUUGUAAAACAUUGUUAAAUUUAUUCAUGUUUUCUAUAUAUUAAGACCUCAAUCAUUGUUUUGUUUUGACUGGAUAAUUAUCUUUUUAAAUUCAUUAUUUUAUAGUUUUUAGACAGUAUUUGAGAACCAUUCCUUUGGUGCAGUGUUCUGUAUAUUGAUCUAAUGAAAAAACUACCACAUGAAUGUUUAUUCAAUUUAUAUAUAUUUUUUGUUUAUUAAAAUGGAAUAAUCUGUCUAUA